UGCGAAAAGUCCACCAGUUUCUCUAUAUAGCGAGGAUAUUUCCCCAUUUGUCCAGUUUUUAGCUCUGACCCUAAUGGGUUUAGUUUUUUUACUAAUAAAAAUAUGUAUAUAACAAAACUUCUCUACUGUUGAGUUGUAGCAUUAAUAUUGAUGUCAUGUUGUCAUGUGGAUGUUCAGGGUGCAGAGAGAGUGCGAGCAGAAGGAUAAUGAGGUGAAAGUCCUGGUGGAGGACAAGAACAAGUUACAGUCAACCAUCAGAGGGCUGGAGCGGGAGCUGGCGGCGCUCAGGAGAGAAGUUAAUCACAGAGAUGAUAUUAUCCGUGACAGGGAGACUAAGAUCAGCAACACCAGAGACAGCGUCAGUGAACUGGAGAAACAACGGUUCCUGCUGGACCAUCAGUUGAGUCAGCUCAAGGAGGAGCUGGCCCCUCUACACACAGCUCUGGAGCAGCGAGCGCAACAUAUCAAGCAGGUGCGUAAACAUAUCUCCCACUAAACAAUACAUACGCAAUUAAAUUAUCAUUAUUAUUAUCAUCAUCACAGGAGGAAGUGCUAAUUCUGUAGGGGGUCAUACAGCGCCUGAGACAAGGGAGGUAAUCAAGUUAGAUUCGAGAAUGAGGAGGAUAUCUCUAAUACUUUUCAUCAAGAA
This is a messenger RNA of Cherax quadricarinatus, 649 nucleotides long. The record is from RefSeq and is a predicted model, not a curated record. NCBI's taxonomy places the organism in Eukaryota, Metazoa, Arthropoda, Malacostraca, Decapoda, Parastacidae.